GUCAUUGUAAAUGUUUACCUUCGAGCAUGCGCAAUAUCAAAAACUUUUAGCAGGUUUUUUUUUCACCGCCAGAAUAUUCAAAAUGGCGUUUGAAAGUCACUCAUCUAACUCGAGUAAUUCACAAGCUGGCGGCAUUGACAUUGAUAAUCCACCAUUUUCCCGAGUUUUUGUGGUUUGCUCGCGAAGUUUAACUGCAGAGGCAGUAGAAGAAGCAUUUUCAGCGUACGGAAGUAUCGAAAACGUGCGAAUGGUCAAAGACAAAAUUACGAAGGAAAACAAAGGAAUUUGUUUUGUGAAGUUCAGCAAAGCGUCAUCAGCUGCAUUUGCUAUUGAAUAUUUAGAUGGUAAGGCCAUUGGAAAUGAGGCUAAACCGAUCAAGGCUAUGAUUGCACAAUCAAGAACACCAGGCAAGCAACACGAAGUGCAGAAUGACUCAGACCUUAGUCGUAUUUUCGUUGUUGUACCAAAAACAUUUACGGAGGAUGAACUACGUGCAAAGUUUGCUGAUUACAAUGACAGUAUCGAGUAUUGUCAGAUUUUAAAAGAUCGUGACACGAGAGAACCCAAAGGUGUUGCUUAUGUAAAAUUCAAGAAACCAUCGACAGCUGCAUUGGCGAUCGAAACAUGUGAUCGAUCUUUAAAGGCUGUGAUUGCAGAACCCAAGUCAUCGAAGUUGAAACAGCAAAAAAUGGAAAAGGAGAAGAAUGUUAUGUCUGCGUUUGCGGCAGCUAUGCAGGGAAUACCAGUGAAUCCUUUCAUGGAGCAACAAGCAUUGAACUUCCACGAUGCAAAAAACACAAGUAGCAAUACUUCUCUUGUUGCUGCUCAGGCUACUGUGUCUGAAGGAAUUGCUUCAACAUUAACAAACAAGCGUCUUUUUGUUGUCGUAUCACCGUCGGUAACCCAUGAUCAAGUCUCAUCUCUCUUUGAUCUUGUGCCUGGAAUGGAGUACUGUGAUCUUAAACGUGAUCACAACACGCAUGAAUCACGUGGUAUUGCAUAUGUCAUGUAUACUUCGGUGGGUUCUGCAAUCUAUGCCAAAGAAAAACUGAAUGGUUUUGAAUAUCCUCCUGGUUCAAGACUUGUUGUAAAAUUUGCUGAAGAAAAUACAAGUCAUCAAAAUGGUAACAAGAGCAAUACAAACCAAGGCAAUGAGCUUUCCUUCCUUGGGGUGAACCCAGCUAGCCAGAGUUUUGUCAAUCCUAUGACAAACAUGAUGUCAAUCCCUUUCAAUGCUGGCCAAUCACAGAUGCACCAGCCACUUGCUGCAACAUCUUCAAGCACCAAUCCUUCGUAUUCAACAGCUGCACUACCAGAUCGCCAAUCACUUGCAGAGCCGAAUUCUCAAGUUGCUGCUCGUCUCUUUAUAGUAUGCCAACCUGUUGCUCCUCCAGAGCAUAUAUUGAAAGAUGUGUUUUGUCGUUACGGCAACCUGAUUGAUAUCUGGAUGGUUAGUGAUCGUAAUUUUGGUUAUGCCAAGUUUGCAAAUAAAGAUUCAGCCAAUGCAGCUAUCGCUGGUUUAAAUGGCCAGGAGGUUCUAGGAAUGAAAAUGAAGGUACUUCAUGCUGAUCCACCAAAAAACGAAAGUUCCAGAAAACGGCCACGUGUUUGAGAUGAUUGCAUAAAGUUGCUAUUUGAAAGACUUGUUUCACAUAUUGGUGUUUUUGCGUGCUAUCGGUUUGGUCGUCAUAAGGUAUUGAUUCAAUGUUAUGAAAGUAAUCUUAGCUCCAUUUCAUUAAAUCGUUCUUGGACAUGUUUUGUUUUUAACGAUGGACAGUUGGACAUUAUUGCUGUUUUAAACUGAGGUUUUACGAUCAGUCGACUACUAACAUUAUUUGACGAAACUUGUACUCUUCUAACAUGAUUAAAAACAAUCAAUACAGUA
Xenia sp. Carnegie-2017 is the source of this 1885-nucleotide messenger RNA. Its product is annotated as RNA-binding protein 45-like. The record is from RefSeq and is a predicted model, not a curated record. The transcript has 2 exons. Bases 11 to 1612 code for a protein of 533 amino acids. Gene Ontology annotation, molecular function: RNA binding. NCBI's taxonomy places the organism in Eukaryota, Metazoa, Cnidaria, Anthozoa, Malacalcyonacea, Xeniidae.